Messenger RNA from Ylistrum balloti, 2920 nucleotides. RefSeq names its product hemicentin-1-like. Gene Ontology annotation, biological process: cell-cell adhesion. The transcript is spliced from 15 exons. NCBI's taxonomy places the organism in Eukaryota, Metazoa, Mollusca, Bivalvia, Pectinida, Pectinidae. Gene Ontology annotation, molecular function: cell adhesion molecule binding. The coding region runs from base 24 to 2297 and encodes 757 amino acids. Gene Ontology annotation, cellular component: cell-cell junction. The record is from RefSeq and is a predicted model, not a curated record.
AAGAAAUACUACUAUUAUUACUUAUGUUUCAACAACAAACGAGUCUAUGUAUGUUCACCUUGAUAUGGAUAACUUUUACGUCAACAGAUGCUGUCACACUGACCGGGUCGUCCCAGUACGCUGUACCUGGGUCUGGGUUUACAUUGACGUGUGAUGUACCAGAGGAGGCUGAGGGUGUAAGGUUUUACCGCCGUCCUGAAGUAACAUCUCCAGAAGGUGUUAUUCAAGUAGGAGGUGAUCAAUGUUACAACGUAAACGUAGUCCCACCUGUCCUCUGUACCCCGGAUAUAUGUUCUUGUGUAACGUCUGGAGGCCUCGGUACAGUGUUCCGAUGGAUCAUACAGCCACAGACUGGAGACCAUGGAUCUGUGUGGUUCUGUACACGUACUAACACCAUCCUACCUAACCUUACACUGGAAAGUGCUGACUAUACAUUCAAUAUAGCGGGCGGUCCUAGUACGUCCAUAGCUCUGUCGCCGCCGGACACUACCUACACCAGGACAGAGGGCGACACAUUACCAGCUAUCACAUGUACAGCGGAUUGUAGACCUAGCUGUACCUUCGUCUGGACACGACCGGACAACACCAACUUUACUGUUUCUCCUGUAUUAUCACUGGAACAACUGGACAGGUCAGAACACGGAACCUACAGGUGUACAGCUAGAAAUAUUGCUGGUGAAUCAACUUCAACAGUCAGUGUUUCCUUAGAGUAUGGACCUGGAGACAGCAUUUCAUUUGAACCCCAACAAGAUAGUGUUGAUGUCGUUGAAAAUCAGACCAUCACAGAUGUCACUUGCUCUGCUAACUGUAGACCGUUGUGUUUCCUCACCUGGUCUAAAUCAGGAACGUAUUACCCGAACCCAUUGAAUCUAUCUAUGGCCACGAGGACAAAUGCCGGACAAUACACAUGUAGAGCCUUCAAUCCUGUCAGUUACGGAACUAAGACGUGGAACCUUAUUGUCAGAUUUCCACCUCGAAGUAUCGAGGUUGUUUACAGCCAAGGGGAUGUUGACGUGAGAGAACAUGAAUCUAAAUCACUGAUAUGUACUGUGGAGAGUUAUCCUCCAUCCACAAUACAGUGGCUUUAUAAAGCCACCAACACCAUUCUACUCAACACCCAUGACGUCUUAGAGAGUACCUUUACCCUGACUAACGUUAAAUGUCUGGACACAGGACUGUAUACCUGCGUCGUAAGGAACAGCGUGUCUGCAACAGCUGUCACCAGGGACAUACCUGUCAACGUUCUCUGUAAACCUCGCCAGGACCAAAGGGUUGCACUUGAACAUACCUUUGUAUUAGCAACGUCGGAAACACUGGUCAUUCCUGCUAGGUUCCUGUCGAAUCCAGAGCCAUCAUAUAGUUGGUCAUUUCAAUCACCAACAACAACCGCUGUCACUGACCUUGCUGAUGGAAGAAACAGUUUUAAUAUACAAUCUUCCUUCGUAAUGAUGAAUCUGUCAGCAGUAUCAGUUGGGACACGUGCAGAUAUACAAGAAUCAUGGUUUGGCGUGUACAAUGUAACGGCGACAAACAGUCAAGGCAGUCACACACUGAGUUUCACAGCUUUGGCAAAAGAAAAUCCCAGACCGCCAAAGAAUUUAUCAGUCAGUUGUGGGAAUCCAUAUUCCGUUGAUGUAUCGUGGAAUAACGGAGGAUAUACCAACUAUUUCCAUGUUUUAUACAGUACUGACAACUUCAUACAGUCAGUUACGUAUCCCACCAAUAUUUUAGAAAAGAAAGGUGAAGCAAAUGACGUUUACAGUGUAACUAUAGACAAUCUAGAAGGAGACAGACUAUACUUCUUUAAGGUUAUAGCUUACAACUCUAACGCGAACCGUACAUCAUUUAAAACAGCUGGAUGCAAAGUUCAGGAAGGAAAAUCCUGCAGUACAGACAGCAUGUAUAUAACAGGAGUUGUGCUGACAUGCAUUGGUGGACUUAUGAUUACACUAACAUUUGGACUUGGAAUCUUCAUCUCUCGAAAUGGUCGACUUCCAUUAACCAAAGGCCGGCGUUUAAAAGACAAUACGUUUGAAAACGUUCAACUUCACGAACAAGAUGUUCAUACUCAAGGGAACGAUGAAAGAUCAUACCAACAACUUGACAGAAGUGAUAUUGGCAUGCCUUCUGUAUACUCUGAAAUCGGCCAAAUAGGAAAUCAACAGCAAGAUACUAACGAUGAUGCAACAGAUAACAGAAACUAUGAGUCACUGAAAGGGCGGUCAAGGGCGAAUGUUUAUGAUGAGUUGCAAAACACUGCAUCUGGAAGCCAAGGUGUAUAUACCAACACUUCAUGAAAAUCUACACAUCAUUACAAUUGAAACAUUUGGAUGUAUGUAUAUUGGAACGAUCGAUGGAGAUGUGCUAAAACAUUGGAUUGAAUAUACAUGGAGUAGUGUAUAUUUUGCGAAAAUUGUGAAAAACAAUGAUAUCGUUAUUUUCAUGGUAUGUAACAUGUACUUAGUCCAACAACUAAUACUCAUUUAAAAACAGAGCAUGUACGACCUGUGCUUUAAACACACACAUAUAUAUAUAUAUCACGUAAUCUAUUGAAUAUCAAGAGUGUCGAUUUAGAAAGAAGCCAUUUUUGACUUUGUUCUUUUUUCAAGACAGAGUAAAAUAUCCUGCAGAUUAGAAUAUGACAACCCCAGAUUCCCAAACUAUAGGGUUGAAUCAGUUGCCCAAAUUCGGGUACCAAAUGUUCUUCAUUUUUAAUAUACAUACUAAAUAUUUGAUGUGCGACUUGUAUUUCUAUGACAGAUUCCAGCUAUGGACAAGAUAUUUAUUGGUCCUGGUCAUGUAUAUUGUUCUGAUCAAGAACGCUGUUUUUAUUUACAUUUCACAUGCACAAUGUAGAUGGUUGAUAUUGUAUAUAUUUGUCUUGUUUAAACUCGGGUGACGUUUGUUGUUUCGAAUUGAU